AUGCCCUUCCCCUCCAAAACAGCCCUCAUCACAGGAGCAACAGCCGGCAUAGGCCUCGCCCUCGCGGAGCGCCUAAUUGCAAACGGCACCUUUGUCAUCGCCGUCGGCCGCCGCAGAGACCGCCUCGACGCCCUCGUCUCCGCCCACGGCGCCGACAAAGUCGCCGCCGAGCCGUUUGAUAUCGCCGACCUCGCGGCCCUGCCGGCGUGGGCUGAGAAAAUAACAUCAACCCACCCAACCCUAGACACGAUCAUCCUCAACGCAGGCAUCCAGCGCAGCAUAGACUUCACUUCCCCCUCCACAAUCUCCCUUCCCUCCGUCUCAGCAGAGCUAACAACAAACUACCUCGCCCCGAUCCACCUCAUCACCCACUUCCUCCCACACCUCCAAUCUCUCAACACCAGCACCACCACCACUCAAACACAGGCAUCCAUAAUCCUCGUCUCCUCAGGCCUAGCCUUCGUCCCGAUCCCCCGCUGCCCAAAUUACUGCGCCACCAAAUCCGCCCUCCACUCCCUCGCCUGGUCCCUCCGCGCCCAGCUGCAGUCGAGCCCGUCCUCGGCUCACAUCCGCGUCGUCGAGGUCGUCCCGCCCGCAGUGCAGACGGAGCUGCACUCCCAGCAGCCGGACCUAGUCGCGGCGGGCCAGGCCAACUUUGGUAUGCCCCUAGACGAGUUCACCGACGAGACCUGGGCCGCGCUCGAGAAGCGGAAUGAGGAUGAAAUCAUCGUUGGGCCGGCCAAGAAUUUUGCUCACGUUGAGACGGAUAAGAGAAACAUGUUUGAUAAGAUGGCGGAAUCAUUUAAAUCGGGCAAUAAAGCAUAG
Messenger RNA from Colletotrichum acutatum, 825 nucleotides. Its product is annotated as short chain dehydrogenase. The transcript has 2 exons. NCBI's taxonomy places the organism in Eukaryota, Fungi, Ascomycota, Sordariomycetes, Glomerellales, Glomerellaceae. Gene Ontology annotation, molecular function: oxidoreductase activity. The record is from RefSeq and is a predicted model, not a curated record. The coding region runs from base 1 to 825 and encodes 274 amino acids.